Molecule: messenger RNA, 2163 nt
Organism: Macroventuria anomochaeta
Lineage: Eukaryota; Fungi; Ascomycota; Dothideomycetes; Pleosporales; Didymellaceae
Exons: 5
Coding region: 113-2011 (632 amino acids)
Source: RefSeq, a predicted model, not a curated record
UCAGUUCAAGCGUAGUACUGCAGUAUAUGUUCGUCCAGGAUCUGUUCAACAAUGUCUACUCUUUUCUUUAUCGUUCUCCUCUUAUGCUCUGAAUAGCCCAAGAAUCGCAAUUAUGUUAAUCCAAAGCCUUGUUUUCGCAGCUUACACAGUCAUUGCAGCUGCAAGUUGGGAUGGAAACAUCAACUACGGCAGUCCCUCCUUGAGACAUUCACCUCUGGGUAUCAAUACCCACAAAGUCAAGAAGCGAAUACUCCGGAAACGAGACGGAUCAUACUGUCAUACCAAGGACGUCAAGUUCACACAUGGUGUUGCAUCAGGCGAUCCAUUCGCCGAAUCAGUCAUUUUGUGGACAAGAGCUUCGCCAGUUCUCGAGAAUGAUGCUUCGAAUGUGACUGUCAAAGGUACAGUGCCGUACUUCAGCCACGAGACGGAGCGCUAUAUCAAGGCCUCGAAGUCGCCGAUCUGUGUUGAUUGGAAGGUAUCCUCCAGCUCAAGUAUGAGCGAUCAGAUUGUAUCGCAUGGUAAAGCCUACACCACGUCUGAUAUUGACUACACCAUCAAGGUCGAAGCUAGUGGACUUAGUCCCUUCACUACCUACUACUACCAGUUCACAGUGUGCGGUACCGAUACGACUUCGCCAAUUGGGCGGACAAAGACCGCACCUGCUCCGGAGGAUGAUGUGUCAUCCCUGAGUUUGGGUGUCUUCUCGUGUGCGAACUAUCCUCUCGGCUACUUCAACGCAUACGGCAACAUUGCUCGAAAGGACAGCGUUGACUACGUGCUGCACCUCGGUGACUACAUCUACGAAGAUGAGGUUGGUGUUCCGGGCGAAGAUGAGCGCGCUAUGGUUCCUGCAAAGGAGAUUGUCACGCUGUACGACUAUAGGACCAGGAUUGCACAAUAUCGAAGCGAUGAAGAUCUGCGAGCAGCUCACGAGAAGUUUCCGUUCAUCACAGUCUGGGACGACCAUGAGAUCGCCAACAACAACUGGCGAGACGGAUCCAGCACAAUGAACAACACCGAGGAGUCAUUCAAUGAAUUCGGUGGCAUCUCGUUCGAUCAAAGGAAGAUGAACGCCGUUCGAGCGUACUUUGAGUGGAUGCCUCUGCGACAGAUCGAUAUGGAUGACAACCUGCGUAUCUGGCGAAGCUUCCAAAUGGGCAAGUUACUUGAUCUAGUGAUGCUCGACACUCGUAGCUAUGACCGAAGUAUUACACGGGUUGGAUGGAAUGACGAAUACGUCUACGAGAUCUCCAACGACGCCGGCCGUUCAAUCAUGGGUUCACAUCAAGAAAACUGGUUCUUCCGCCAACUAUCUGAGUCCAAAGAGCGCGGUGCAGCAUGGCGCAUCAUCGGCAACCAGAUGAUCUUCUCGCAUAUCAACAGGACUGGAGAAGGCGACCGCGAUAUUCCUGUUGACGUAGAUGCCUGGGAUGGCUACGUUGCCAGCCGCAAUCGAACGCUGAAGCACCUCUACGACAACAAAAUCGACAACACGAUCAUGCUGGCCGGUGACUCUCAUCAGAACUGGGUGUCCGACCUAGUUUGGCUCGACAGCGUGGAGUACGACCCUGCAACAGGCGCCGGUGCAAUCGGUGUCGAGUUCGCAGUGACUGGGACAACAAGCAACGGCCUCGAUGGGCCCAUCGCGGAGACAGAAAAGAUCAGCGCAGCUUUCAUACGCGACAACGAAGAGCUAUUAUGGCAAGAAGGCUACUACCGUGGCUACACAGAGCUGCACGUCUCCAAAGACAAGCUCAAAGCUCAGUACUGGGGAACGCCGACUGUCGCAAACCGAAACGCUUUCGAGAUCUCUCUGGCAAACUUCACCGUCGAUGCUGGGGACAACCACGUCGCACGUCCAGUUGCUAAUGGUGUAGUUGAGGCGGGUAGUAUUGCAGAAGGCCAAGGCGAAGUUCGAGCUACGAAUUUGACCAAGAACCUGGAGACGGGUGAAUGGUCGGUCCACGCGUUCGAUACCAUGUUCCUGGAGUGGGCUUUAGAGUGGUGAGAGACGUCGUUGCUCAGGUUCCAUUAGCGGCUGGUACCUGGAACACUCGGUUUCAAUCUGAAACAAGGGCAAAAUGAAGUCUGGUGAGCGGGUGAGAUUGGUGGUGUUGCUCGACCCGUCGCGGUCAUCCGUCUUCGCUUGCUUCCAGCUUC